AUAGCGUCACUGGUUGGCAUAAAAUACUUACUGGUGUAAGCUAUCCGCUUAUAAACAUUGACAUACCAACAAAGGAUUUCUGACCAUCCAUGACCGCAUUUGCGGUAUAACUUGGUUUGUUCGUCAAUCUGAACCGAAAAUAACAUGGUUGACAGGGAAAAUAGCAAAGGGACGAUAGAUACGGUCCAGGUGGCCCUUCGUAUUAGGCCUUUGAUGCAACAGGAGACUGACAGGGGCUGUGAAGAAUGUAUAGAAGCUGUGCCCGGCGGCAACCAAGUUCAAAUCAAAGACCUGGCGUUUACGUAUAACUAUGUCUUUCCACAACACAUAACACAGCAAGAGUUUUAUGAUACAGCAGUGAAAGGGCUCAUUUCGAGACUGUUUCAAGGUUACAAUGUUACCAUAUUGGCUUAUGGACAGACUGGGUCAGGAAAGACUUACACAAUGGGCACAAAUUAUUCAGGCUCUGAUGGAGACUACACUAAACUAGGUGUAAUCCCGCAGGCAGUAGCAGACAUAUUUGACUUCAUAGAAACCCAUGAAGACCAAUUCAUCUUCAAAGUGAAUGUUUCGUUCAUGGAACUGUAUCAGGAGCAGUGCUAUGACCUCCUCUCAGGGAAAGAGAGGGGACACUCUAUAAUUGAGAUUAGGGAGGACAUCAAUAAGGGAGUUAUUUUGCCAGGUAUAACGGAACUGAUGGUCACAUCAACCAUGGAGACCAUGAUGGUACUAGAGCAGGGUUCCUCUGGCCGAGUGACGGGUUCCACUGCCAUGAACCAAGCCUCUAGCCGGAGUCAUGCUGUCUUCACCAUCAUCAUCUCUAAGGAGAGCCGGACUGACAAAAACCUAGCCACCACAUCGAAGUUCCACCUAGUCGAUCUGGCCGGUUCAGAGCGCAUCAAAAAGACGAAAGCCAGCGGCGAGCGGCUAAAGGAAGGCGUGAAGAUUAACCAGGGCCUUCUGGCUCUUGGCAAUGUGAUCUCAGCUCUUGGGGACGGCACCAACAGGAGUUACAUUAGCUAUAGGGAUAGCAAGCUGACCAGGUUACUGCAGGACAGUCUCGGCGGCAAUUCCCUGACACUAAUGGUGGCGUGCGUCAGCCCGGCGGACUACAACCUGGACGAGACCGUGUCCACGCUGCGGUACGCGGACCGAGCGCGACGCAUUCGCAACAAACCCAUCAUCAACCAGGAUGCUAAGGCUGCCGAAAUCGUUAGGCUAAACAAUUUAGUAAACGAACUCAGACUCCAACUCCUUGGCAAAGCGCCCACCGACAGCGAGCAAAACAACGAGAAACUUGUAGAGGAAAUCGAGCGAGAGAAAGCGAAAUACUCCGAACUACUCAAAAAACACAAGCAAGUCACCGAACACCUCGGAAACAUGCUCAUCGAGAACACAAAUCUAUGCGAAAAGGCGCUUCUUGCCGAAGCUGCCAAAGACAAAAUAGAGCAGAAACUAAACGAGCUCACCGAGCAAUGCAAUCAAACCAUAGACAACCUAAAUGAAAGUAAAGAGAAGAAUAAGACGACAGUGCUGGAUUAUAUUAAGGAGAUUAAGAGUAGGUUGGAAGAUUUGCAGUCGGUGAACUUUAAGACGAAUGAGGAGUUGAUAGAUUAUGAGAUAAAGCUGUCGUUCACGAAGGAUGAGGGCGAGGAAGGGGAAGGUGUGGUGCUGAGUGAAGAUCAGGCGGUGCUUGAAGAGGAAAAGAGGGCUAUGGGACAGGUUGCACUAAACCAAGAGCUACAAGAGUUGAACCGCGCCAUGGCCAUCAAGGCGUCCGUGGUGCAAGCGAUCCUGGCCAACAACAAGGACAUGCUGGACAGCCACAACAACCUCAAGGAGAAUGAGGAGAGGAUAGCGCUGCUGGAGAAGGAGAAAGAGGAGUUGGUGCAGCAGCUGAGGAAUAGUAAGAGUAAGGAUCCUACCCACGAAGAACGCCGCACCAAGGUCCAGACCUUGGAAGCCGAGAUCACUGACCUCAAGAAGAAAUGCCAGCAGCAAGCCUCCAUCAUCAAGAAUAAAGAAAAGAAUGAGGCUAAGAUCGCUUCGCUUAACGCUGAGUUAAAGGCCAUGAAAGCUACUAAGGUGAAAAUAAUCCGUCAAAUGCGCGAAGAAAGCGAGAAAUUCCGUAAAUGGAAGGCCGACAACGAACGCGCCAUGCUCCGUCUCCGGAAUGAGGACCGCAAGCGGGCCAACGCUAUGGCCAAGAUGGAGUCUCUUCACGCCAAGCAGCAGAACGUUCUUAAGAGGAAGAUGGAGGAAGCAGUCGCCGUCAACAAGAGACUCAAGGAGGCUUUAGACAGGCAGAAGCAGACUCAAAUGAAGCGUAGCGCUAAAGGCAACGUGAAAGCUGGUGCGGUGCAGCAGUAUAUAGAACAAGAGUUGGAAGUACAUCUUAGCAUUGUUGAGGCAGAGAAAUCGCUCGAGGAACUCAUGGAGUACAGAGCGUGGAUUACGGAACAGAUAGAACUUCUUCGUAAAGGACCUGACAAUGAGGAAAACCAGCAGAAAAUAACCGAGCUUGAAGAUAAUCUGGCGCUUCGUAAGGCACAGAUAUCCGACUUGCAGCAGAAAAUACUCACCGCUGAUCAGGAAAACAAAUCCCGCACCCAAUGGGACAACGUCCAAUCCAUGCUCGAAGCUAAAGUGGCCCUGAAAUGCCUCUUCGACCUCCUAGUAGAAUCCAAGAAGGAACUCCAGAACCAGAGCGAAAAGGGUUACCAGGCGCGCUAUGAGGAAAUUAAGGAGGCGCACGACAGGCUGCUGGUAGAAUUUGAGAAUUGCAAGGCCGAGCUGGAGCAGAAACUCGCCAACCAUAAGCUGCAGAGCGAGCAGAAGCUAUCAGCGUUAGUGGCUCUACAACGCGGGGUCGUUGGCAACAAGAGUCAAGCGUGCCAGCACCUUCAGAACGUGAUUCAAUACCAACAGGAAAAACUGGACCAGGUCGAGGCAGAGAAUAAAAAGUUGUCUGACGAACUAGAGCAGCUUCGCACAGCGUCCACGAACGGUAACACCAAGAAACAGAAGAAGGGUAAGAAAGAGGGAGACAAAAAGACUGAAUACGUGGAGAUUUCCGACGAGGAGGAAGAGGACAGGGAGAAUGAUGACCACGAUCCCGAUUGGAGGGCCACGCCGCUCUACAAGCGUAUACAGGCGCAGCGCUCCCGCCUCACCAACAACUUCACCGCCGAGAACGCCAACAACUCCAACGAGCGCCUCCGCGAGCCCGCGCGCGCCGUCAAGCGCGACAGCGGCGGCUCCACGCACUGCACCUGCCGCGGCAGCUGCUCCACCAAGAUGUGCGGCUGCGUCAAGGCGGGCAACGGCUGCGGGAGCGGCUGUAGAUGCCAGCCGGCGCUGUGCAAGAACAAGAAGCUUUCUUCUACUAAUGCGUCGGAUAGCGAGGAGAAAGAGAACACGCCAACCAGUGUGUUGGACACAACACCGCCUUCAUACUUCGGCGCAAAAAGUCACCCUAACCUAACGUUCGUAAAGAAAAGACAGAGGAGUUAUUUUUUCAAUGACGACGAAUAGAUUGACUUAAUCCCCUGGAUGCCGCAUAGUAUUUAUAAUCUAUAUCCUUAAUGUGUUUAAAUAUUUACGCCUUUACAAAUUUACUUAUUACGCUCCGCCGAAUGACGAUGUUGCAUUGAAU
Cydia amplana is the source of this 3655-nucleotide messenger RNA. It is a transcript of the gene Klp3A, whose product is annotated as chromosome-associated kinesin KIF4. The transcript is spliced from 19 exons. Bases 145 to 3534 code for a protein of 1129 amino acids. Lineage: Eukaryota; Metazoa; Arthropoda; Insecta; Lepidoptera; Tortricidae. Gene Ontology annotation, biological process: spindle elongation; mitotic spindle organization; microtubule-based movement. Gene Ontology annotation, molecular function: microtubule motor activity; microtubule binding; ATP binding. The record is from RefSeq and is a predicted model, not a curated record. Gene Ontology annotation, cellular component: microtubule associated complex.